AUGGCGCAGGCACAAGACGUCAAAAUCCACCAAACAAGGAUUCUGCCCAUAGAUGCCACGAAGCUGGGUUGUCUUACGGACAAAACCACAAACUCGGGAAUGCCUCUGGAGGACUGGGAUCUGGAACCGGAUACCACAACACAAGACGGGAUCGACCUCCAACUAGCGGCCUCAAAUCUCAAAGAAUCGGAUAUUCCGGUCGCAUUUCCAACGGAGACGGUCUAUGGGCUUGGUGCGGACGCAACUCGCAGCGCAGCGGUGAAGGGAAUCUACCAUGCGAAACAGAGACCAUCCGACAAUCCUCUGAUCGUACAUAUAGCAUCGCUGAAGCAACUGAGGCGGCUACUAUCUACCUCCGAUUCGCCAUCCGACAUCGAUCCAAUUCCACAGAUCUACCACCCACUGAUCAAACGCUUCUGGCCAGGCCCCAUCACAAUAAUUCUGCCAGUACCAGAGAACUCCAAGUUAGCGCCUGAAGUCACGGCUGGGUUGCGCACUUUUGGCGCGAGAAUGCCACGGAAUCUGCUCGCCUUGGCAUUGAUCAAGACUGCAGAUGUACCAGUGGCAGCACCAUCAGCCAAUGCUUCGACCAAACCGUCACCCACAGCGGCUGAACACGUGCGCUAUGACCUGGAUGGCCGUAUCGAGUUGAUCGUGGAUGGAGGCCCUUGCGACGUCGGUGUGGAGAGCACUGUUGUCGAUGGGUUGAGUUCACCUCCUGCGGUACUCAGGCCAGGUGGUAUUGGAAUUGAUCUGAUCAAGACGGUGCCUGGCUGGGAGAAUACAGCAGUGGGCUAUCACGACGUUUCUAUGAAAGGAGAUGCAGCGCCGAGGGCACCGGGGAUGAAGUACCGACAUUACUCUCCAAAAGCGCCUGUCAUGCUGGUAGAAUCCACCGGUGAGAGGCAACCCUCCAUCGCAGAUCUGGCACGUCAACUCGGUACAAAUGGCAGUCUAGGUUUGCUGCACGCAGAACAAGUCACCCUGGAGGAUGCCGGAAGGAGUUUCACCGUAUGGGACAUGUGCAUAGGACCGGAUACGCCAAGUGUGGCGCGUGGCCUGUUUUCAGCAUUGAGGGAAUUGGAUCGCAAGGAUGUGGAUGCAAUCAUCGUUGAAGGUAUCGACGACGGAGAAGGCGACAUUGCGGCGGCAGUCAUGAACCGGCUGCGCAAAGCGGCCGAGGUCAAGCUCGAGCAACUUUGA
Aureobasidium namibiae CBS 147.97 is the source of this 1203-nucleotide messenger RNA. Its product is annotated as translation factor. NCBI's taxonomy places the organism in Eukaryota, Fungi, Ascomycota, Dothideomycetes, Dothideales, Saccotheciaceae. Gene Ontology annotation, biological process: regulation of translational fidelity. Bases 1 to 1203 code for a protein of 400 amino acids. Gene Ontology annotation, molecular function: double-stranded RNA binding; nucleotidyltransferase activity; tRNA binding. The transcript has 2 exons. The record is from RefSeq and is a predicted model, not a curated record. Gene Ontology annotation, cellular component: cytoplasm.